This is a messenger RNA of Chanos chanos (milkfish), 1615 nucleotides long. It is a transcript of the gene rnf114, whose product is annotated as ring finger protein 114. Gene Ontology annotation, molecular function: ubiquitin protein ligase activity; metal ion binding. The record is from RefSeq and is a predicted model, not a curated record. The transcript has 7 exons. The coding region runs from base 201 to 881 and encodes 226 amino acids. Gene Ontology annotation, biological process: protein polyubiquitination; ubiquitin-dependent protein catabolic process. Lineage: Eukaryota; Metazoa; Chordata; Actinopteri; Gonorynchiformes; Chanidae.
GUGCGUCUUCUUGUAAUGCUAAACUGAAACCCCACGGAACUGUCAGUGCGAAACAAGAACGUUGUAGUUUGUAAAGAGAUGACUUCGCGAAGACAUUGUGUUGCGAUGUAACUGCCAAAUAUUGCACUCCGGUGACGUUAGACUCUCAGAGGAUUUUUUUCAGUAGUUUCCGUACAAGAAUCCCGUACCAAAGAGAAGCAAUGGCGAUGCUGGGCAGCGUUGCACCACAAAGUGCAAGAAAUGUUACAAGUGGUGACAAGGACAUGACAGAAUUCAUCUGUCCGGUGUGUCUUGAGAUUUUCGACAGUCCUGUGAAAACUCAGUGCGGACACAGAUUCUGUGACAGCUGCCUGAGGGAGUGCUUGCGACCCCAGAAACCUGUGUGUGCUGUAUGCAGGACAGCUCUGGUGCAUUGGGAAAGUGAUGCCCAUAUGCAGGCCUUGAUCCAAACUUCAAUAGGUGCAUGCAAGGGCUGUGGAGAAGAGGUGUCCUUGUCUGCCAUGAGAAAACACACAGCAAACUGCCUUAAGUACCAAGAGUAUAUUCAGGAAGGAGUAAAGAACAGUGCACAGACUCAGUCUGCCAUGGUCAGUCCGGCGCCGAACCGCUUUACUUUCUCCUGUCCUUACUGUAACUGCCCAAAUCUGGACCAGGACGGCCUCGUGGAGCACUGCACAUCCAGACAUGUGCGAGACCCGCGUCAAGUGGUGUGUCCUAUCUGUGCCUCCAUGCCCUGGGGUGACCCUAACUACAGAAGUGCGGAUUUCCUUCAGCAUCUCAAGAUGCGUCACACCUUCUCAUAUGACACAUUUGUGGAUUACUCCACAGACGAACAGGCAAUGAUCCAGGAGGCCCUUCAGCGUUCGCUCAUGGAUAAGUAAGGUGGUCACAGACAGAAAGGGUCAGGGAAGAUGGGAACCGGGCAGGGUCAAUGCCAAACAUUACCAAAACACACUCGAACACACACUGUUUCGUAUUUUUCACUCCGAGUUUUGGGGGAAACAAACAAAAUAAAACAAAACAAAACAAAAAAACUAACAAAAAAAGUUUCUUUGGCAGAAUCCCUUCAGUUUGAAUCGGUCAGUAAAUAAACUGCACCGUAUGAAAAAAAAAAAAAUCGAAAAAAAAAAAAAAAUCAGCCGAAUAUAAUCCUCAUAUAAGUAAAUGAAUGGUUAAGCAUUAAUCAAAGAACGCUGGUGUUGUAAAUGGGCUAACCUUGACUGAAGCUGGUCUGUCCUGUCAUUUGGCACAGUAAUGUUGUGUUUCUUAGCUUUUGCCACUUCAUGGGAUAAUAAGUUCUUGGUGUAAAAUAAAUGGUGAUGAGGAGACAUAUUUAACUUUGUAUGACCCUACAUAUUUCAUAUUUCAUUGCAAAGACUGAGCCGAAUGCUGUCAUUAGGGGGCGAUCUUUGCUAAAUGUUUGUCCCCCCCCCCGCCCCCUCAGGUUUUCUUACAGUUCAGUGAAUUGAAAGUGAGAAAAACUCCCUCAAUUAGUUGCUCGUGUGUGCUGGCAGAAUACCUUUAGAGAUGGUACUGACUACUAAUCUUUUUGGAGCAGAAACUUCCAGAAUUUGGUGGCUCUGUGUAAAAUCACUUUGUGAGUGCGUUGGUUUUU